This is a messenger RNA of Equus quagga, 593 nucleotides long. It is a transcript of the gene KRTCAP2, whose product is annotated as keratinocyte associated protein 2. The record is from RefSeq and is a predicted model, not a curated record. Lineage: Eukaryota; Metazoa; Chordata; Mammalia; Perissodactyla; Equidae. The transcript is spliced from 5 exons. Bases 16 to 561 code for a protein of 181 amino acids.
GGGCGGUGGCCAAGGAUGGUUUUAGACACAAUAUUUCCUCCCUGCCGGAAGAGGGCGCUGCGUGCAGGCGCCGAGAAAGAGAGAGAAAGAGGAAGACUUGAGGGAAGCAAGUUCGCAAGGAGCGCCGACGCAUGCGCACAGGCAGCUGCACCCGUGGUGGGUACGGGCACCUCGCUGGCGCUCUCCUCCCUCCUGUCCCUGCUGCUCUUCGCUGGGAUGCAGAUGUACAGCCGCCAGCUGGCCUCCACCGAGUGGCUCACCAUCCAGGGGGGCCUGCUUGGCUCCGGCCUUUUCGUCUUCUCUCUCACUGCCUUCAAUAAUCUGGAGAAUCUUGUCUUUGGCAAAGGCUUCCAAGCAAAGAUUUUCCCAGAGAUUCUCCUCUGCCUCCUGUUGGCUCUGUUUGCAUCCGGCCUCAUCCACCGAGUGUGUGUCACCACCUGCUUCAUCUUCUCCAUGGUUGGUCUGUACUACAUCAACAAGAUCUCCUCCACUCUGUACCAGGCAACAGCUCCAGUCCUCACACCAGCCAAGGUCACGGGCAAGGGCAAAAAGAGAAACUGACCUGACUGUCCAAUAAAGUUGAUUUCUUUGUA